Chelmon rostratus (copperband butterflyfish) is the source of this 1308-nucleotide messenger RNA. RefSeq names its product prothymosin alpha-A. Gene Ontology annotation, cellular component: nucleus. The record is from RefSeq and is a predicted model, not a curated record. Gene Ontology annotation, molecular function: histone binding. Bases 144 to 482 code for a protein of 112 amino acids. Lineage: Eukaryota; Metazoa; Chordata; Actinopteri; Chaetodontiformes; Chaetodontidae. The transcript is spliced from 5 exons. Gene Ontology annotation, biological process: positive regulation of transcription by RNA polymerase II; negative regulation of apoptotic process.
AGCUCGAGAGAAAAGCGGAGAAGAGUAGACACCAUUUCUCUCUCAGCGUCUUUGGACUAUCCUUGCGAAGGCAAAGAGCCAAGAAAUAUAAAUCUUUUUCUGAACAGGAUUAUUAUCAUCCACAUUAAUACACCAAAUUAGCCAUGGCCGACACAGCUGUUGACACGACCGUAACUGCAGAAGUUACAGCCAAGGAGCUGAAAGAGAAGAAAGAAGUAGAAGUGGAGGAGGAGAAGAAGACCGACAACGGGGACGCACCUGCCAAUGGCACAAAUGGUGCCGAUCACAGUGACAAAGUCGAAGAACCCGCAGAGGAGAAACACAAGAAUGGAGAUGAGAAUGCAGAGGAGGCGCCCCCUGCUGAGGAGACUGAUGCACAGCCUGUGAAGCGUGCAGCUGAAGAGGAGGAGGAAAAGGUGGAGACAAAAAAGCAGAAGACAGAGGAAAAUGGAGAUUCAAAAGAGGCAGAAGUGGAGGCUUAGGUCUCUGCUCUGCUACUCGUUUGCAGCACUGUCUUACCAGCCUGGUCAACAUCGUGUUGUAGAGCUUGUGCUUUCUGUACCUUUGGGAAAUAUUUCUUUUUGUUUGCUCCCAUGUUAUCACAUUGCACUGGAGUCCUGAAACAUAGUGGCCCUGCAUCCUUUUUUAUGAAAUGUUAUUUAUUGGUCUUUAAAAUGAGCUUUUUUUUUACUUGUACAAAUAGGGCCACACCAUGAGAUCAGUUUUUUUCAUUUCUUGAGGUUUUAUAUCGGUAUGUUAGAAGCACAAUCUCUAUGUCAGUGCUGACCAGAUGAUUCCUUCAUACAGGCAGCUGCUCACACCCUCCAAGGCUCAUGUUGACCUCUCAGAUUUACUUAAAGGACCAAAGAUAAGUUUUAAGCAGGGGCUAAUGGACAGUUGUUAGCAUUAUUAGUUGAGGCAUCAUUUUUUGUGUUGAGCUGCUAUUUAAUCCUUGGCUUGGCUGCCCUGUUAGCAUAACAGAUGGUGCAAAUGAAUAAAGGGGCUCUGUUUUGCACCUCCACAAUAAGAUUACUUGAUCUUGUUUUUUGGAGGCAGGAUUUUUGCAAUGUUAAUUAACCCCUCUUAAAUCUUAAAGCUUUGGUCAUUUGUUCUGUAUGCAUUCCACGCAAGUUUGUACCAUUUAUACUUUUGUUUUUCUUACGUUUCCAAUGAGUUUUAUGUCAUGGCUGGGUAGCCCAGUUUUGUGUCCAAGACUGCCUUUUUCAGAACCAGAAUGACAUUCGGUUACUUCAGCCACUGCUUUGUAUAUUCUGACUGACAAAUAAAUUGUCUUUUUACUUAAGUAUA